UGUGCAAAUAAGGUUUCUGUGGUGAGACACCAGAUGCACUCAACUUCCUCUUUCAACAACAAAUUUUUCAGUUACCAGCAGGAUCCGUGCCACCCAGAGUUAGGCUUUUUUACCCCUAGCUUCCUGCAAAGAAACAAGAGUGCGUACCUCGGCUGAUCUCCAUGGGAUCAUAAAUCCACGGCUUACCUUGAUGAAUAUACUGAAAUAUUCAAGAUGGGUAGCAACAGUACCAGCAAUGCUGAGACUGACUGCAAUGUCACUGAUACGAAAUUUCAGUACUCCCUCUAUGCAACCACCUACAUCCUCAUAUUCAUCCCUGGUCUUCUGGCCAACAGUGCAGCCUUGUGGGUUCUGUGCCGCUUCAUCAGCAAGAAAAACAAAGCCAUCAUUUUCAUGAUCAACCUCUCUGUGGCUGACCUUGCUCACGUGCUGUCCUUACCCCUCCGGAUUUACUAUUACAUCAGCCACCACUGGCCUUUCCAGAGGGCCGUUUGCCUGCUGUGCUUCUACCUGAAGUAUCUCAACAUGUAUGCCAGCAUUUGCUUCCUGACAUGUAUCAGUCUUCAGCGGUGCUUCUUUCUCCUCAAGCCCUUCAGGGCCAGAGACUGGAAGCGUAGGUAUGAUAUGGGCAUCAGUGCAGCCAUCUGGGUCAUUGUGGGAACUGCCUGUUUGCCAUUUCCCAUCCUGAGAAGCACGGACUUAACCAACAACACCAAUUCCUGCUUUGCUGAUCUUGGUUAUAAGCAAAUGAAUGCAGUGGCUUUGGUCGGGAUGAUUACAGUUGCUGAGCUUGCAGGAUUUGUGAUUCCAGUGGUCAUCAUCGCAUGGUGUACCUGGAAAACCAUUAUAUCCUUGAGACAGCCACCGAUGGCUUUCCAAGAGAUCAGUGAGAGGCAGAAAGCACUGCGGAUGGUUUUCAUGUGUGCUGCAGUCUUCUUCAUCUGCUUCACUCCCUAUCAUAUUAACUUUAUUUUUUACACCAUGGUAAAGGAAACGAUCAUAAGCAGUUGUUCCAUUGUCAGAAGCACACUAUAUUUUCACCCUUUUUCUCUGUGCCUGGCAAGUCUCUGUUGCCUUUUGGAUCCAAUUCUCUAUUACUUCAUGGCCUCAGAGUUUCGUGAUCAAUUAUCCCGCCAGAGCAGCUCUGUGACCCGUUCCCGCCUCAUGAGCAGGGAGAGUGGUUCAUCAAUGAUUAGCUAGAAAUAAAAUAACUCUUCAAUUAUGACUUUGUGCAUCUAUGUUCUUUGGUUUUUUCCAAAGGCCAUAAUUACCAGUGGGACAAUUUCUUUAAUUAAGCCUUGGAGACAAUAGAUAUAAGUGUUUUCUUUUGUGAUAAUUGUGGCCACAGGAGUGGAGAAAAAUGUGGGAAAGGAAGGGAAGAUAAGAUUUACCUGUUUCCUCUUUGAAAUUCAAGGCACUUUCUUGUUUAAGAGACCUAGAUCAAAUUUUCACAGAUGUUUCCAACCAAAUAGAAAUUGGAUUCUUUAUCUUAUUAUCUUCUUCGAUAAAUAGAAUAUUGUUAAAAAGAUACAGUAAAUAUGGGAAAAUUUUCCAACAUAUAAAAGUAAAUCUUUCAUAUGAAGACCUUUAUUUCU
Galeopterus variegatus (Sunda flying lemur) is the source of this 1595-nucleotide messenger RNA. It is a transcript of the gene P2RY10, whose product is annotated as purinergic receptor P2Y, G-protein coupled, 10. The record is from RefSeq and is a predicted model, not a curated record. Lineage: Eukaryota; Metazoa; Chordata; Mammalia; Dermoptera; Cynocephalidae. Gene Ontology annotation, molecular function: G protein-coupled receptor activity. Bases 214 to 1200 code for a protein of 328 amino acids. The transcript is spliced from 2 exons. Gene Ontology annotation, biological process: positive regulation of Rho protein signal transduction; phospholipase C-activating G protein-coupled receptor signaling pathway. Gene Ontology annotation, cellular component: membrane.